Molecule: messenger RNA, 2183 nt
Organism: Trichoplusia ni (cabbage looper)
Lineage: Eukaryota; Metazoa; Arthropoda; Insecta; Lepidoptera; Noctuidae
Exons: 12
Coding region: 86-1738 (550 amino acids)
Source: RefSeq, a predicted model, not a curated record
UGUCUGUUGCGUUGUGAUAGAGUAUUUGUUAGAUAUUUUCAUAUUUUCUUUUGUGUUUAUAUCCUUGUGAUAAUAUUUUACCAAAAUGCCGGUUCAAGUUGAGCAGAAGGUCGUGGAUCCGGAGGCGGAGCUCAGCAAUGUCCAAAGAACGUACCAAAAGCUGGCGCCUAUGUGCAGCGUGGAGAAGCGCGCUGGUGGCAUCCCUCAGCUCGCGCCUCAGGAGAAGCAGCUCGGGAUCCUCGCGCAUGAGCUGCAUGAGACGUUGCUCUGUAUUAAUCUUGCUAGAAAAGGUCAGCACGCGGUACGUGACGCCAACGUCAAGAGCGGCACUCGCAAGUCUAUAGUAGAAUACGAGCAGUUGGAGACCGUGCUGAGAGACGAGAGAGCGCAGCAAGCGGAGCUCGACUGCCUCAACUACCUCGCGCAGAAGAAUAUUAUAGAACUGUCCAAGAAAGUCCCCACUGAAGCUGAUGAACUGGGUAUGAUAGAGAACGCGAACAAUCGUCUCCGGCGCAUGGAGAACCGACUGGACCUCGCCACGAAGAGGUUCUGCGUCGUCAACGCGGACAACAAACGCGUGCGGGAAGAAAUACACAGGUUGCUUGUUGAGAGAAAUGGUUUCAAUAUCCAAUGGAAUCGCACGAUAGGAAAACUGGUGAAAGGCAAGAUGUACCUGAUGGACAUCCUGGAGAUUGCGUCAACAGCCUUCGCGGACAGAGACGAGUGCUGCAGGAAGCUGGAGGCUUUGAAGUGGAAGGGACUCUUUCAGUUAAAUAGAGACAUUUCUGAAAUGCAAGCGUACGAAGGAGAACUGAACCACCUCGCGAAGCUAGAAGAGUUUCUCCGCGUGAAAGGUUCCCACAGAGUCUGUGAGGCCGAUGAGAAAGAGGAAGUGAAAAGGCAAGAGGAGAUACAGAAGUGCGAGCAGGACAUCGCCAAACAUGACGCCUUGUUAGAAGAAAUAUUUAAAUACACUGGUUCCGAUCGAGCGGCUACUAUUAUAAAUCACUUCCAAAUUAGUGAGAUUGAGAACUUCUCGUGUUUCAUCUUGCUCUGUCAAGUUUUGCAAGAGUCGAUCAUUCUUAGAAGAGAACUAGAAGUACUAAGGCAACGAAUUUUGGAUCAACGCGAUGUAAACGAGGCUCGUGAAGAGAAACAGGACAGGAAGCUGGCCGAGGAUACGAAGAAGUUGGAGAUGCAGCGUGCGCGUACGCUGCUCACGCUGGAGAGGAACGUGGCGGCGGAUAAUACGAUCGCGAAGGUGCUGAAGGGAAUCGACGAACUCGUUAAACUAGCGAAAUGUGACAGCACGCCUCUCCUGGCUCUCCUCGGUAACCACAAGGACGUAACCAAGUGGAAUGUUCCCAAGUUUCUCAGGAUUUUGGAAGCUGAAGUCAAGAGUUUAAUCCAAGUCGCAUAUGGAGCAGUUAAGCCACCAGCUCCAACGCCAAAAGCUCGUAAGGGUCCACCGAUGCCUCCCGCCAGCAAACUAGUGGCGGACCCGUAUGUGGAAAAACUAAAACCGAACAGGAUCGAGAAACUGGUGCCAUAUCAGCCCUGUGCUUACUGUGUGGAAGACUACAUCAUGAACCUGGUGUUCGAGACGCCGGCCGUGCCUGCGGACAAAGAAUACGUCGAGGGCAUCUUCCAUUUGGAGGAUAUCAACACUAAGUUCGGGAUCUACACUCUCACUAUACCGGGAAAACGCCAUCCGUAUCGAGGCGGGAAGAAGGACUGAAUUUAUUUUUUUACUAAUAAUCAAAGUUUAAUCAUUGAAUAACAUUAUUAUGUCGCAUUUAGUGCUCAACGGAAGUGUACGGUAUUUAGCGAGAGUAUUUUAUUUGUCCUGGUAAAUGUGGACUAAAACAAAAAUAAUGGUAGACUUUUUAAAACAGUUAUAAUUUUUAUAAUAAAUACGUAUCUAACUACCCAAAGCUUUAGUCAACACAGCAUCUUUGGCAGAACCGACAGUAUUUUGCGCAUUAAAUAGCUUCGUAUCAUUUUCGUAGAGUACAUGUUUGUAUAUUUCACUUAAGUGAUAGUUAAAUGAGGAUAGGUCGUAAUAUUUUGGCAAUUUUUUUCUGGAAACUUUGUUCGUGUAAUUAUGUGUUUUAAAAUGGAAAAUAAAUGUACAGUGAAAUCAUUUAUGGCCUUUGAAUUCCCUAACCUUUAAUUAAUAAAGU